Molecule: messenger RNA, 3232 nt
Organism: Drosophila melanogaster (fruit fly)
Lineage: Eukaryota; Metazoa; Arthropoda; Insecta; Diptera; Drosophilidae
Gene: Nopp140
Product: Nopp140
Exons: 4
Coding region: 106-2427 (773 amino acids)
Cellular component (GO): nucleolus
Source: RefSeq, marked reviewed
CCACUGAUAAGUAGAAAACACGUGUGAGUGCGCAUUCUUUUUUGUGGGACAAGCGGCUAGUAAUUAUUUGCGGACGGAAAAUAUUGACGAAUAGUUGAAUUAAUCAUGACAGACCUGCUAAAGAUAGCCGAUGCAAUCGUCCUGGAGUACUUGCAGUCCAAGGACAAGAACCUAGCCAAGGUUUUCCAGCAGAAGACGAAGGCGGCCAGUGUCGCCAAAAGCAGCCCAAAGUUGAGUGAAAUCCUUCAGUUCUACCAGACCAAAAGCCCCAAAAAGAUCCCAGCAAUCAAGGCGACAGCCGGAGACUCCAGCGAAGACAGCGACUCAGACUCUGAGUCUGAUGCGGCGCCUAAGAAGCCAGCGACAGCUCCUGCACUAACAAACGGCAAGGCUGUCAAAAAGGCAGCUUCUUCAACCAGCGAGGACAGCGAUUCAGAGGAGGAGAAGAAGCCAGCAGCAAAGGCCACGCCGGCCAAGGCUGUCGGCAAGAAGGCAAAAUCCUCCAGCGAGGACAGUUCCUCGGAGGAAGAAGCACCCAAAAAAGCUGCUCCAGUGAAGGCACCUCCGGCCAAGGCGGCUCCCGCGAAGAAGGUUGAGUCCAGCAGCGAGGAUAGCAGUUCCGAGGAAGAACCGGCAAAGCCCGCCGUCAAGGCCACAACGACUAAGGUUGCUCCCGCCAAGAAGGCCGACUCCAGCAGCGAAGAAAGCAGCUCCGAUGAGGAGACUAAGCCAGCUGCCAAGCCUGUAGCCAAGGCUGCACCGGCAAAGAAAGCAGCAUCCUCCAGCGAGGAAAGCGACUCCGAUGACGAGCCAGCCGCCAAGAAGCCUGCCGUCCAGCCUGCCGCAAAGCCAGCUCCUAAGGCAGCCGCUUCUAGUUCCGAAGACAGCAGCUCAGAGGAGGAGGUCAAACCCGCUGCUAAAUCUGCUGCCAAGUUGGCUCCUGCUAAGAAGGGGGCUUCCUCUAGUGAUGAUAGUUCCUCUGAAGACGAGGCACCCAAAAAGGCAGCAACUCUCGCAAAGCCCAUUUCUAAGGCUGCUCCCACCAAAAAGGCCGACAGUUCCACUGAGGAUAGUUCUUCGGAAGACGAUGCUCCUAAGAAGGUAGCUCCAGCAAAGGCUACGCCAGCUAAGGCAAUUCCUGCCAAGAAGGCAGCUUCCAGCGAUGACAGCUCCUCGGAGGAAGAGGCGCCCAAGAAGGCAGCUCCAGCAAAUGCCACGCCAGCUAGGGCACCUCCUGCCAAGAAGGCAGCUUCCAGCGAUGACAGCUCCUCGGAAGAAGAGGCGCCCAAGAAGGCAGCUCCAGCAAAGGCCACGCCAGCUAAGGCAACUCCUGCCAAGAAGGCAGCUUCCAGCGAUGACAGCUCCUCGGAAGAAGAGGCGCCCAAGAAGGCUGCCGCCCCAGCAAAGGCGACACCGGCCAAAAAGGCCAAGUCUUCAAGCGAAGACAGCGACUCCGAUGAGGAGGAAGCUCCCAAGAAACCAGCCGCGAAGGCCGUUGCAAAGGCUGCUUCUUCGGAAGAUAGCGAUAGCUCAGAAGACGAAAAGCCAGCAAAGGCUGCUCCCAAGGCUCUGGCCAAGUCUGCAAAGGCUGCCUCCUCAGACAGUGACGAUUCCAGCGAUGAAGAAACGCCGGCAGUGAAGCCAGCUGUCAAGAAGACUGCUGCUCCUGCGAAGAAGGCUGACAGCAGCAGCGACGAGAGUGACUCUGGUGAAGAGUCCGGCGAGGUCAAGCCCAACUCAGCUACCAAUGGCAAUGAGAAGACCGCUCAGAAGCGCAAGUUUAGUGGUGGCGACCAGGACGAGGCCACUCCCAACAAGAAGUACAACAACUUCGUCAAAUCGGGAGAGCAACAGAAGAAUGACUUCACCUCCACACCUAACAACACCUUCAGCCGAAACCAUAAUAUGAACAAUAGCGGAGGGGGAAGUGGGCGACGGUCGCCCUUCCGAAGGGUACGCACCGAGGACGUGGUGGUGGACUCCCGAGUCCAGGACAUGUCCUUCGAGGCGAAGGAAAACGACUUUAAGAAGCACAACAACGGACGGGGCGGCCGAGGAGGCUCAGGCUUCUCCGGACGACCGGAUCGCAGCACUUGGGAGACCAACAAGUUCAACGGCGAGGGCGGCGGUGAUGGAGGCGGCUUCAAGAAGAUUGGCGAUCGCAAGAGCUUUGGAGGCUUUGAUAACAACCAGCGCGGAGGACGUGGUGGUGGCGGUCGUGGAGGCGGCGGAGGCUUCGGUGGUCGUGGCGGUGGCGGCCGUGGCGGCGGUGGUGGCUUCGGAGGACGUGGUGGCGGCGGACGCGGAGGCGGCGGCUUUGGAGGACGCGGGGGCCGCGGUGGAGGCGGACGUGGAGGCGGAUUCGGCAACAAAUCCUUCGACUCGUCGGCGCCAAAGCAAAACAAGAAGAUCACCUUCGACAAUUAGAAAUAGUUAGUUAGCGCCACCCACCCGCAAGCACACACACACACACUAGAUGCAGUUAUAUUAUCGGAUUAACCCAAUUUUAUUAUUUGCUCACCACGAUAGAAAAACGCUGCCGGAUCCUGGGGCGAGCGAGCCAACAAAGAUCUGAAGCACACGCGCGGCAAGUCCUUCAAACACGAGAAGACCAAGAAGAAGCGCGGCAGCUACCGAGGUGGCCAAAUUGACGUAGGAGUCAAUUCAAUAAAAUUUGACUAGAUUUAUUACACCUAUAAAAUAAUCCUUAUUCUAACGGAUAUAACUAACUAGUUUAAGUAAAAUAUUUGCCUUACGCAAUAGUUCCGCCAACAUGUAAAUUCUUUCCAAACUCUUGAUUGACUUCGGGAAGUCCGUACUUCCGUUUUAAUGUGAAUUAUUCGAAUGCAAAUUGGCGGUCGACAAACCCGUGACCAAGCAAAUGGUUAUUAUGACUUUAGCGGAUUAAACCCUUUUUUUUUCCUGAUCGGACGGAAUGAAACCCGAAUGCGUUUCGUGGAUUUUUUAUAAGCCUUUAAGAGUUAAACCCCUAUACAUUUCUAUUGUAUAUUAUAUAUAUUUAUAAGGUUCAUAAAGAGUAAGCCAAGGUAUUUUUCAGACGCUUGGGUUAAAUGAAGGGUUGAAUUUUCCGCUAACUUGUGGUGAUAGCCGGUUUAUGAAUGCUUAUGACAACUUCAAUAUGUAAAAGAUUAAUUUGUUUUGUCACAUUGGACAAUGUAUUUAAUUGAACUAAGAAAACACGGAAAGAAAUACAUGUAUUUUUUAAUAACAG